Messenger RNA from Caenorhabditis angaria, 571 nucleotides. Lineage: Eukaryota; Metazoa; Nematoda; Chromadorea; Rhabditida; Rhabditidae. The record is from the annotation of a GenBank genome assembly.
AUGGCUUCUCCAAAUAGAAAACGACAAAAAUGUGUAAAAUCCCUAACAGAAAUAUUCAAAGAAUUUGAAGAAAAAGUGAACGAACACGAAAAACAUUUCCCAGAGUUGAAGUUUUACAGUAAUGAUGCCAGAAUUUUGAGUGCAACGUGUCCAACUGAAUCGAGUUCCACGAAUAGCGGGUUUGUUGUUUUCCAAAUAUUCUUAGUUUUUUAAUCUAAAUAUUUUGCAGAAUUGUUGAUGACGAUUGUGUUUCAAAUGAUUUUGGAUACGUUAUUGCAGUUAAAAAGGUAGCUUGUUGCAUUUUUUUUAAAGAAAUUGAAAUGAGAUUUUGCAGAAUUCUGGCAGAUUUGAAUGCAAUACGUGUACAAAAAUAGAGAAAUCAUUUGAAGCAAUCAAAGAGCAUCACAAAAACGUGCAUGUUGGGGUGAGUAUUUUUUGAAUUAAAAUCGACAUAUGUCUCAACUUGAAUUGUUUUCAGGAAUACAAAACACAAACACAGCGGAAGCAAAGAUCAGCCAAAAUGUCCAGAAAUAAUGGUUUUCAAAAAAUGGAUUCGAGCCCUGAAAAAUAA